Molecule: messenger RNA, 10250 nt
Organism: Sceloporus undulatus (fence lizard)
Lineage: Eukaryota; Metazoa; Chordata; Lepidosauria; Squamata; Phrynosomatidae
Gene: MAST4
Product: microtubule associated serine/threonine kinase family member 4
Exons: 31
Coding region: 116-8002 (2628 amino acids)
Biological process (GO): intracellular signal transduction; peptidyl-serine phosphorylation
Molecular function (GO): ATP binding; protein binding; protein serine/threonine kinase activity
Source: RefSeq, a predicted model, not a curated record
GGGAGGCAGGGAGGGAAAGAGGAAGGAAGGGGGGAUGUGCUGCCGCUGUUCUCCUCAGGACCCCUCUGGCUUUUUUCACAUAAUGGCGGUGCCUCCGCGGAGGUAGCGGCGGUUGAUGCUCCUCAAAGGGGCGGCAAUGGGAGAGAAAGUUUCUGAGGGGAACGCCGCCUCCUUUUCGGACGACGACGAGGACGGCUCCGCUUCUUCUUCUUCUUCUUCUUCCUCUUCGAGCUCCAGCUCCCAAACUCUUUCUGAGGAGGCUGUUGGUGGCGCCUCAACAGGCGGCGCUAGCGGGCGUUUCUCGCCCCGCGCGGCCCCCUUUAGCAACAGCGCCCCCGAGCGGCCGGUGGAGGAAUGGGGCGCCAUUUCAGUCCUCGGAGGAGAGCAGGAGAAGGAGCCGCAGGAGGAGCAGGAGGGCGACGGCCACGUCGAGUGUGGGGCUGGGGCUGGUGGAGGGGUGGCCCCCAGCCACUGCCCCCCUGAGGCCGGCGCCGGCGAGGCCUCCCUGGAGGAGCAGGACGAGGAGCUUGAUAGCAUAUUGUCUCCACCAUCUAUGCCAUUUCGGAAAUCCAGUAACCCUGAAGUUUCUUCUGGACCUGGCAAGUCACUGAAAUUUAAAAGGCAGCUAAGUGAGGAUGGAAGACCAUUUAGAAGAGGAAGCCUUGGAGGAGCUUUGACUGGUAGGUACUUGCUACCAAAUGCUGUUACACAACAGUCGUGGCAAAGUGGAGAAACUUCCAAUCUUGUCCGAAUGCGCAGCCAAACUCUUGGGCAAUCAGCUCCUUCUCUAACAGCUAGUUUGGAAGGGACACCUCAGAAGAGCCAUUUCAGCUCAACUCGGCAUCAUCAGAGGCUAGCAGAACCAACGGCUACAAAAAAGGAGCUGAGCCUUCCAAGAAGAGGAAGUUUUUGCCGGACAAGUAAUAGAAAAAGUUUGAUAUGCAAUGGACAGUCUUCUGCUAUGCCUCGGCCACAUUCACCACUUUCAGCUCAUGCAGGGAGUAGCCCCCAAGACAGCCCCAGAAAUUUCUCUCCUAGUGCCUCAGCCCACUUUUCUUUUGCACGAAGCCAUGGACAUCGAAAUGAGAGGACGGAUGGACGACGUUGGUCACUGGCAUCUCUUCCCUCCUCUGGCUAUGGUACAAAUACUCCCAGUUCGACUGUUUCAUCAUCCUGUUCCUCCCAAGAGAAGUUACACCAGUUACCAUAUCAGCCAACACCUGAUGAACUACAUUUUUUGUCUAAACAUUUCUGCACGACUGAAAGCAUUGCCAGUGAUAACAGAUGUAGGACCACACAAAUGCGGCCACGAUCCAGAAGCCUCAGCCCUGGACGUUCUCCUGCCUGCUGUGACCAUGAAAUAAUUAUGAUGAACCAUGUAUACAAAGAAAGAUUCCCAAAGGCUACUGCUCAGAUGGAAGAACGGCUUCAGGAGAUUAUUACCAACCAUUCUCCUGACAACGUCCUUCCCUUGGCAGAUGGAGUGCUGAGUUUCACCCAUCAUCAGAUCAUUGAGCUGGCUCGUGAUUGCUUAGAUAAAUCUCAUCAGGGUCUCAUCACUUCACGAUAUUUCUUUGAAUUACAACACAAAUUGGAUAAACUCCUGCAAGAGGCUCAAGAACGAUCAGAAAGUGGGGAACUGGCAUUUAUUAAGCAGCUUGUCCGAAAGAUACUUAUUGUCAUUGCACGUCCUGCUCGCCUACUUGAAUGCUUGGAGUUUGAUCCUGAGGAGUUUUACUAUCUUUUGGAAGCUGCAGAAGGCCAUGCAAAAGAGGGGCAAGGCAUUAAAACUGACAUCCCUAGAUAUAUUAUAAGCCAGUUGGGUUUGAACAAGGAUCCUUUAGAAGAAAUAGCGCAGCUAGCUAACUAUGACAGUGGGACAGCAGCAACUCCAGAAACAGAUGAAUCGGUUAGUAGUUCUAAUGCACCCCUGAAGCUCCAAAGGAAGCCUCGGGAAAGUGAUUUCGAAACAAUUAAACUGAUUAGUAAUGGAGCUUAUGGUGCUGUUUAUUUGGUGCGGCAUAAAGAAACCAGACAGAGGUUUGCCAUGAAGAAGAUUAACAAACAGAAUCUUAUUCUUCGAAACCAAAUUCAGCAGGCAUUUGUUGAGCGUGAUAUCUUGACGUUCGCAGAAAAUCCAUUUGUAGUCAGCAUGUAUUGUUCUUUUGAAACCAGACGCCAUUUAUGUAUGGUCAUGGAAUAUGUAGAAGGUGGAGAUUGUGCUACUUUGAUGAAAAACAUGGGUCCCCUGCCUGUAGACAUGGCCAGGAUGUACUUUGCAGAGACUGUUUUGGCAUUGGAAUAUCUCCACAACUAUGGAAUAGUACACAGGGAUUUGAAACCAGAUAACUUAUUGGUAACAUCCAUGGGACACAUAAAGUUAACAGAUUUUGGGCUUUCCAAAGUUGGACUCAUGAGCAUGACCACCAAUCUGUAUGAGGGUCACAUUGAAAAGGAUGCUAGAGAGUUUCUGGAUAAACAGGUCUGUGGCACACCAGAAUAUAUAGCUCCAGAAGUAAUUCUGAGGCAAGGUUAUGGCAAGCCAGUGGACUGGUGGUCUAUGGGAAUUAUUCUUUAUGAGUUUCUUGUUGGAUGCGUACCAUUUUUUGGGGACACACCAGAGGAGCUAUUUGGACAAGUAAUCAGUGAUGAGAUCAACUGGCCUGAAAAGGAUGAAGCACCACCUCCAGAUGCCCAGGACCUGAUUACAUUGCUUCUGAGGCAAAACCCCUUGGAGAGGAUGGGAACAGGUGGUGCCUAUGAGGUAAAACAACACCAGUUCUUUCAGCAUUUAGAUUGGAAUAGUUUGCUGAGACAGAAAGCAGAAUUCAUUCCUCAGUUAGAAUCUGAGGAUGACACAAGCUACUUUGACACUCGUUCUGAGAAAUAUCACCAUAUGGAAACAGAAGAGGAAGAUGAUACAAAUGAUGAAGACUUUAACUUGGAAAUAAGGCAAUUUUCCUCAUGUUCACAUCGAUUUUCAAAAGUUUUUAGUAGUAUAGAUCGAGGAACUCGAAAUCAGACUGAAGAGAAAGAAGACACAACUGAAAGAACAAAAAAUGUGACUCUAACAUCUGCAGAAUCAAGUUGGAGCUCAGAAUAUUCAGAAAUUUCUAGGCAACGUCACAGUUCAGGGGUGCUUCCUAAAUUGGCUAUAUCAUCUGAGGGAGAUCAAGAAGAAACUCCACGUUCUAUUGGAACCCGUAAAGAUCAAGAAAAGACUACCUUUGUCAAUGAAGAAAUUAUUCCCGAUGAACUGGAAGUAACAACUCCAGCAAGCACAAUCAGUAGCUCUACAUUGUCAGUUGGCAGUUUUUCAGAACACUUGGAUCAGAUAAAUGGAAGAAACGAAAGUUUGGACAGCACAGAUAAUUUCUCAAAGCCACCUAAUGAUCAAGCAUCUCAUAUAGCUCAUCAGCGAUUAGAAACUACAGAGAAAAAGAAAAUAUCAGGAAAAGUCACAAAAUCUCUCUCAGCCAGUGCUCUGUCUCUUAUGAUCCCAGGAGAUAUAUUUGGUGUAUCUCCUCUGGGAAGUCCAAUGUCCCCCCAUUCUGCAUCUUCAGAUCCCUCAUCAUCCAGAGAUUCUUCUCCUAGCCGUGACUCCUCAACUGCUUCAGCCAGUCCUCACCAGCCUGUCAUAAUUCACACUUCUGGAAAAAAAUAUGGCUUCACUAUCCGAGCAAUCAGAGUGUAUGUGGGUGAUAGCGAUAUCUAUACAGUUCAUCAUAUUGUUUGGAAUGUUGAAGAGGGAAGUCCAGCUUAUCAAGCUGGACUCAAAGCUGGUGAUCUCAUCACUCACAUCAAUGGAGAGCCGGUGCAUGGCCUUGUUCACACUGAAGUCAUAGAACUGUUAUUAAAGAGUGGCAAUAAAGUUUCAAUUACUACAACACCUUUUGAGAACACUUCAAUAAAAACGGGACCAGCUAGAAGAAAUAGCUAUAGGGGCCGAAUGGUUAGACGGAGUAAGAAAACAAAAAAGAAAGAAAGUUUGGAAAGGAGAAGAUCACUUUUCAAAAAACUAGCUAAGCAGCCAUCUCCCCUUCUUCAUACGAGUCGGAGUUUCUCAUGCUUGAACAGAUCACUUUCAUCAGGAGAGAGCUUGCCUGGCUCACCAACUCACAGCUUGUCUCCCCGCUCACCAACACCAAGCCUUCGCUCCACCCCUGAUUUCCCCUCAGGUACAAAUUCAUCUCAAAGUAGCUCUCCAAGUUCAAGUGCACCCAAUUCUCCAGCUGGCUCAGGGCAUAUUAGACCCAGCACCCUCCAUGGAUUAGGUCCCAAGCUUGGUGGGCAAAGAUACAGGUCAGGAAGACGCAAAUCAGCUGGCAGCAUUCCUCUCUCACCCUUGGCACGGACCCCUUCUCCCACUCCUCAGCCAACAUCCCCUCAGAGGUCUCCAUCACCUUUAUUGGGGCAUUCAGUUGGAAACACAAAAAUAGCUCAGGCUUUUCCUGCCAAAAUGCACUCUCCUCCCACUAUUGUCAGGCAUAUAGUUAGACCUAAGAGUGCAGAACCACCAAGAUCACCAUUGCUCAAAAGGGUUCAGUCCGAAGAGAAACUUGCCCCUUCUUAUGGUACUGACAAGAAACACUUGUGUUCACGCAAACACAGCCUGGAGGUAACUCAGGAAGAAGUUAACCGAGAAGUAUCUCAACGAGAUAUAACCCUUCAAAGCCUUGAGGAGAAUGUUUUAGAUGCCCCGUCACUCACACGAGUGAGGCCUGCAGAACAAGGUUGCUUAAAACGUCCCAUUUCCAGGAAGUUGGGCAGACAAGAAUCAAUUGAUGAGUUGGACAGAGAAAAAUUAAAAGUUAAGAUAGUUGUGAAAAAGCAAGAUCUGAUAGAAAAACAAGAAUAUUUGCAAAAAGCAAACAUUGUACAUGAACUUUGUGGUGAAUCAGAAAGCUCUGUUACCUCUUCUCUGGAGGAAAGAGAUGGCAAGAAAACAUUUCCAAAAGCUUUGGACAGAUCAAACCCCUCUGAAACUAAAAUUGCAGCUCUGGAGAUACAAUCAGUAGGUGGCAUGCUAAAGGACACCCUUCAAAAGAAUGCAAGCAUGAGAUCAAAUGAUUUUAUUGCUUCAGAUGCACACAUACAAUGUCAUGGGCCUUCAUUUAAUGAACUCAGUCAUUUGUCUUACGACUUCAAAAGAACUCCCGCUUCAUGUACCUUGCAGGAUGUUCUGCCUCAGUCAUCUGACAAGAUGCUGAAUGGAAAAGGAGAAAAUGUAGAUAAAACAGUACCAACAAAAGAAUUUGUCAAAUUGGAAAGAUUAGAUAGUAAGCUUGCAAAUAUCGAUUAUCUUCGGAAGAAAAUGUCCUUUGAAGAAAAAGAUGACAGCCCCUGUCCAGUAUUAAAGUCCAAACUGACAUCAAAUGUGCAUGAGUGCCAUCAGCUCAAUUCAGUCAGACCUAUAAACGUGCUGCAGGAUUCCAGUUCAAUUGCUGAAAGCCGACCUUUUAUCAGCAGUGCUCAUGCUAUGCAGAUUAAUUCUGUUGCUUUUGUUCCCCUCAAAGCCUUGAAUGUCCGAGCGGAAACUAGUAUGGAGAAAUCAGCCAUGAUUUCUACAGAGUCACCUGUCCGAAAGAGUCCUUCAGAAUAUAAGUUAGAAGGAAGGUCUGUAUCUUGCCUGAAACCCAUUGAAGGCACAUUAGACAUUGCAUUACUUUCAGGACCACAGGUUUCAAAGACAGAAAUAUCUUCAUCUGCAUUUCCAGGAGGUCAAAAUACCGAAAAUGAUGCUGUGCUACCCACAUGCCCAGGUGGCAGCAGUAUGAAGGUUGAGCCAUCUUCUCCAAAAGAGCAACCACAAAUCUUCCAACAAUCCAGUCCUUACAAAUUCAAUCUGUCUUCAUGUUCAAAGCCAAAUAAAAGUGCGCAGAGCUCACCAGCAAUGUCUGUUACCAUUGAACAGCAACCAGAAAAACCACUCUCCAAUCUCAGUGCUAAAUGUGAUACCACUGUACGGGUGAUAAACCAAAAAAAGGAGGUAAUCCAACUUAGUGCAAAUGAUACUAAAUCUCCUAGCCUCCAAAACCAGAGUUCUACCAUGACAACCAACAAAUCUGCCCACCAACAAGGCAAUUCUGAAAAAGCCAAACGAAAAGAGAAGAAACCUUCGAAAGAAGUGCCUGACAGCCACACAAGGGCUCAACAGAGCAAUGAUAUCCUUCCAGAGAGGCCUGGAAUAACUGAGGAUUCCUCAACAAAGAGAUCUGUAACAGAUGUGCCCCCAAGUCAAGGCCCUAAACGUACUCCAAGAUGUUCCUUUGAUGCAAAUUUGCAGCCACAAACACAUGUAACAGGAAAAGUACAUAUAACAAGUUCAAAGUUGAAAUCCAAAGAGGUCAAGGAUAUGCUCAAACAAUCUGCAAAAGAGGAUGGCAACACUGGUACUGAAUUUUCAGGAGAUGAUUUGGGCAUACAGAGAGCAAGUGCAUAUUGCAAGCCUGAAACUUCAGUCCUCCAAAUGUCUUUACAAGCAUUUUCAGAUUCUAAUGCUGCUAAACAGGAAAAAAAUAUGGUUAGUGUAACUGUACAAAAGGACAGCCCUCGAGAUUUGAAAGCAAAAGAGCAGAGGCAAUCUAAGACUGCACUUUCAGCUAGUGAGAAAGAAUCCAGCUUUGUUUCUAGACAGCAAAGUAGCAAUUCUGACAUUCCUUCUGUAAGACAAUUAUUCAGUGAAACAUUCAUUGCCGAUGUGCCUCUGUGUUACAGCAACCAAGAUAAUCUCCGACCAGCAUCAGAUACAGAAAAUAGCACUGUUAAAUCAAGACAAGUAUCUGACACUUGUUCUUUUAAUUUGAAGAAUUCUGAUAAACUGACACAAAAACAAAUAGCUAAAAAUGCAAAAGAAAAGGAAAGUGGUGUUCAGACUUUGGCUGGUUCUAGGAAGGAAGGGAAAAAUGCAUGUUUCUCAUAUUCCUCAAGCUCUCAAAAAAAAUUAAAUAAUGAGCAUAUCCAGGUGGAACGGCAACUGGUUAUUGAAUGUGGAUCAGAACCCACAAUCCAAACAAAUAGCACCAUGCCUGAAAAACAAUUUAAAUCCUCCAUCAAAAGCCAGGGAGCAGCAGUGUCACCAGACAACACUAAGCAUUUUCAAAGACAGGAGAUGACAAGCUUAAGUGACCCUGUUGAUCAAAAGCCAUAUCAUAUACGUAGCAAACAAAGCAUGGCUCCAAAAGUAGCUGCUGUAAAAGAAAAUCCCUUAUUAAACAAACAGUCAGAUAAGGGUCCAAGCAAUCAGUCUAGUGUGGCAGAAAAACAACUUGAAGCAAAAAAAUGCACUGAAGCACUUUAUUUACAAAAUGACCAUGGGAAAUCAGAUUCGAGUCUUUCCCUUCCUAGCUGUGAUACUAGAGGAAAAGCUGUGGACAAGGCAGUCAUGGGUAGCAAGAAUGUUCAGGACACUAAAGGCAGAGGACACAUGAAUCAGAAACAACUAGCAGAAGGGAGUAAGCAGCAUGUGACAAAACAUUCCUCCUCAGUUCCUUUGCAGAGUUCAUGCCGUACAGCUGCAAUUACUACAAAGCCACUUGACUGCCCAUCCAGCUUCUCUGAAUCUGGACAGGAAGUCCAUGUUUUGUUUUCAACAAAAGCUAAGCUGGGGCCACCAGAGCCACUUGCAGCCAGCUGCAAGGAAGUGAAAAAACAAACCAGUUCUUCCAUAGCAGAUGGCAGGGCAGAAAUUACUAAAAGUGUUUCCCUGUUGGGCAUGCGCUGUACUCCAUCCCCUGUGGAAGAGCACAUUCUGAUUUCUGACUGUGGGGGAAAGGUGAGAAACCAAGAGAGAUCUCACUCUGCUAACACUGUGGACAUAAAGGGGAAAGACCCCAUUCUGCCUCAGUCUUCUGCUGUAAGAAAACAGAAUGUAGGUAAAGAUUUGCCAAAGUCAGGGACUUCAUCUGACUCUCUCAAUGCACUUUCAUCUGACAAAGACUGUGCCCGGCAGAGGCGAGGAAAAGACGUCUCAAAAAGUAGUCCCCACAAAAAAACAUCCUAAUAUCAAGGCUUGCAACUACAACUUCUUAACUAAAAAUGUAAUAUCUCAUUUUAUCUUUAGAAAACAGCACUGUGUAGUAUUUUCUUGCAGAAAAAUACUCAGCGCCAUUUAAGCAGGGUGUGUAAAGAAAGGACUUGUUGUUUUCCCCUCAGAAUGCCUUCCCAAAUGUAACCGGUUAAACUGUUACCAUAUUGUAUUUGUACAAAAAUACUUUUACAAUUUGAAAAACACAUUGCAGGGACAGGGAGGGGGUAAAUAGCAAAUGGUCUAUAAAUACUUCAUAGUGUGUUGUUCUGAAUGUAGUGUAUCCACUUUGCUGCUGAUUGCAUUAUUUCUUCUACCUUUUUAUGAUAGUAGCUUUGCCACUGGUUUGCCAUAAUCUAAGAAGAAGCAGAAUUACUAAAACCUGGGCCUAGGCUAAACCCACAAAUAUACUGGUCCUAUGUGAGGACAGAGGACGAAAUGUCCCCCACUUUAUACUUACUCAAAAUUCUAUACUUAACUAUGACAUUUAAGAAAAUAGACAUCUAGUUGCUGUUAGUGAGUUUAGGUAUGUAUUUUAAGAGUUUGAGGUUGGUAGUAUUGUAGUGAGCUAGAUGUAUUAGUUUAAAUAGCUAACCAAACUGCAGAUCUUUAGUGCACAAUGUCUGCUUUUUGGUUAGGUUAUGCUAGGAAUAACGAAGGGAAGAAUCUCCAUUACUAUUGUAACUCAUACCAUGCCAUUUACAAUCUAGUUUCUGGUAAUAUGAUGGCUAUGUGUUCACCUUUCCUUCACUGGAUCCUAGGCUGAGUCUAUAGUGACUUUGCAACGAGCCCAGUUCGUACUGUUGAUUCAGGCCAUAGUUAUUUAAAACCAGGCCUUUGGGGUAUGAAGCUUGUGCAGAAGCACAUAGCUUAAAGUGUUAAACCAUUUUUCAUUACCUUAAUGAAUCAUCUCUGUUAUCAUGAUACAUUUGAACAUUUAGUGGUUCAGCUUUCUUUUCUAUUUUAUGACAAAGGUGGUGAAGUUGGGGGGGAGGGGAAGCCAUGGGUUUUCCCCCCAACAGUGUACCUAGAUAUAUCCAGCACAUGAUAAUAUUUUAUACCUAGCUGGGGCCUUAUGUUGUAGAGUUGCUUGCUGUUUUUAGCAAGUCAUCCUAGGUUUCACAUUCUUUUUGAAGUACAUUAAGUAGCUAUAUACAUUUCAUAUUGUGACCUUUAUUUGUAUUGGAAAAAAAGUAAAUGUGUUUUUUUAAAGAAUAAAAAGGUGGUUUUGUAAAAAAAGGGGGGCAAUAUUUGAGCUAUUUGGUGCUAGAGUUUGAGUGUCCUUUUUACUUUUGCUAAGCCUUAUUUGAAUUUUGUGCAUUGUGGAAUGUGUCUAAUUUGUCUGGUUAAAUUUGGAGCAAAAGUGUUUGGUAUGGUCAAAAACACUCCAGAAAAAUGAUCACAGAUAAAUCUGCUAGAGUGACCAGGAUCCAUUUUUUAUAUGUUCUCUCUUCUAUAUUCAUUUACAGAAGUUCAUUUAAUGGCGGCCUCCCUGCCAAGAUAUUUUCCCUUUCCAUUCCCCAAACUGUAGUCAUCCAAAUUUAAUGCAGCUAUGAGUGUUGUUUGUACAAUACCAGCAUGCUAAAUGCAAUUUUCCUGAGAAAAAAGCAUUUCAUCAGUUGGGAUUUUACUCAUUUUUAGAAGUCUUUGCUAAGAAAAUAAAAUUACCAGCAAGUCUCUGCAAUUUUCUCUGAAGUGCUAGUGCAUUCAUUUCCCUUAUAUGCACUCAUGAAUUAUUUAGAACAACUGGGUGUUUUUUGUUUUGUUUUGUUUUUUUAAAGAGCAUGGUCCUGGCAUUUACAGUCUGUGUCUGUAUUUUGGAAAUGAAUUCACCAAACAUUAAUGCACUCCAAAAUCAUGACAUUUCUAUCUGGGAGGUAUUUAAUAGUUUACAGCUACUUGCAUUUAAAAACCUUCCAUUUGUUUUCUUUAAAGCACAUCUAGCUUUCUUGUUUACAAAUAUAUCUUUUUAAUGUAUAUUUUGUAUAGCGCUUUAUCACUUCUGCCAAAAAUUUUUUCCCCAUUUUGGAAGUGGAGUAGCACCUAAGCUUGCAUUCAUGUAGUUCCUGUUUGUUGAUGUUUAACUUAGAGUGAACUGUUAAAGAUCCUCUUUAAAUGUACUUUGUCAGUCUCUGUGUGGUUCUAUAUUAAAUUGUCCCUUUGUAGCACUUCCUACUGUAGAUGAUCAAAUUAUUAAAAAGAACGUUUGUUAGGAUCUGUGCAA